AUGGUCUUAUCGGGGUGGGGCACCUGCAUUGUUUUGACCAGUGCGGUGGUCGUGUGCAUGUACACCCUCGUCACGCAAUCCCGAUGGCAGCCUGCCCUCUUCCCCGCGAGCGAGUGCGGCGUGGUGAGGGCCUGGCUUCAGUCCAGGACCCAUCACGCACAUUACGCCUCGGAAUCUGCUGCUCUAAACCUGCAGCAGGGCGCUGGGAGCCCCCGCAACGACGAGAUCUCUCAUGUCGCCGAUGACGUGAUGGUCAUGUUGGGAUGGGUUCCCGGCAUGCAGUUUGCGCGAUUCGUGGAGGACGUGCUCCAAGGAAGCUCCAGGUACCUUCCCGCCUUUCUCCUGGUGGUGCCUGGGAAUGGGACGCUGGCAAGGCGUGACCCCGGCCAGCCCAUCCUCUCCGUCGACGCGACCGCACCUGUCCCCCCUCACCUAGCCUCUGGGAUCAACAUGGCCCUGGGUCUGCUCGAAAGUGCCCUGGGCCGCAGACUGCACACCUUCCACCUCAGCACGGCCGAGUUCGGGGGGUGCGGCACCGGCCGCGCGCCCUGCGCCCUGUGGGAGGCCACCACUGGCCGCGUCUGGGUGGGCGCCGGGGUGGCGAGGUCCUGGGCGCAGGGCCACGGCGUCGCUCAGCUGGUCGCCGCCGUGGGUGCUAGGCUGGCGGGCCUGGUGGAAGGCGUGGCCAAGGAGCCGGACUCGCUGAAGACGCUGAUUCCCAGCGCCAAGCCUGCCGAGGCGCCGCCCUCCCCUGCCGCCGCGCUGGGGUCGCUGCUGGCGGGGGGGGCCGCCGCGGCGCUCACGGCCGUCCUCUCCUCCAUGGGCCCCCCGCUCUGGUUCUGCAUAGCCUGCCCGCUCUUCCUCGGCAUGGCUGCGCCCUGGGUCUUCAACCUGGGCCUCACCGCGGCGGCCGAGGCGGUGUGCCGCCACAUGGCGCUGCCCGACGAGGAGUGCAUGGAUCUCUGGUGGGCGGCCUUUGUCCUGGCGAUGCUGCUCUCCCUGGCCAGCGCCAUACCCAUAGAGGCCAAUAAGCUUCCAGAUCCAGGAACGGAGGGUGCCGAGGCAGCCCUGCUGGGGUCCCACGGCAGCAACCCCGCCCUGCACCACCUCGGCCUGGACCCGGAUGAGAAGCUGGACUACUCCCACUCCCACACCCUGGAGGAUGGGGAAGGGCACGACUCCCCCCGCCCGAACGAGGAUGGGGCCGACCACGGGGCUGCCCCUGAUGCUGAGGUGGACGGCCAAGCUGGCGAGCACGACGGCCAUGCGCCGGCGGAGGAGUACCCGGGCCUUGUCUACCUCUGCUCCAGCGCCGACCCCGACUGUGACGACACCAUGUCUGUGGUCUCCGAUGCCAUGACAGAGGAGGAGCUGGCUGAGGAGCUGAAUGAGCUGACGCGUGCGCUGUCGGCCAUGGAGGUGGAGGGCCCGCAGCGCGCCGCAUCAGAGGCCAUGAGUGCCGCGUCCGAGGGGGACGUGGAGCCCGUGACCAAGAUGGUGAGCCUGUACAACACGCUGGCGGUGAAGCUGAUGGACGCCAAGAACUACGACAACGCGCUGACCCUGCUGCGCAAGGCGAGGCGGGGAGGAAGGGGUGGGCGGAUCCUGUGGGCCGAGGCCUUGGGCGAGGACGACGGGCGGUGGGGCCCCGAGGAGGCACGCGCUCGCCCCCGCCUGCGCUGCAUCACCUUCAACAACCUGGGCUGCCUGUUCCGGCGGCGCAACGCGCCCGCCGAGGCGCUGCAGUACCUGGCUCGCGCGCUGGAGCAGGGACGGCUGGGCGGCGACGCCCGCAGCGCGGCCUCCACCCACCUCAACGUCUGCGCGGCCUACGCUGGGCUGCGCCGCGACCGCGAGGCGCUGGGCCACGCGGAGCGUGCCGCGCUGCUGCUCCAGCGCGAGCUCUUCGUCCCCGCCGCGUCCAGCUUUGCGGAGGGCCUGGCGGGGCUGGCGGCGCGGCUGGCCGCCGACCGGCGCCACACGCAGCGCACCGCGGCCUCGGUGCUGGCCAUGGCCUACCACAACGCGGCGCUGGCGCACGAGCGGCUGGGGUCGCAGGCGGAGGCGCGGGUGGCGCUGGCACGCGCGCGCGCGGUGGCCGACCGCUGCCUGGGCCACCGCUCGCACACCGCCGCCUCGCUGCACCGCGCCGAGAAGGCCUUCCUCGCCAGGCACCAGAGGCCUGUGCCGGCGCCCAAGGGGGGCAAGAAGCCGGACAAGGCGGCGCCCAAGGGGCGCGUGCCCAGCGUGACCACCGUGAAGUCUGGGCUGCACGGCUCGGCCAGCAAGGGGAUGCUCAAGCCGCCACGCACCUCUGGGAGCAAGAUAUGGAUGCUGUGA
Molecule: messenger RNA, 2340 nt
Organism: Auxenochlorella protothecoides
Lineage: Eukaryota; Viridiplantae; Chlorophyta; Trebouxiophyceae; Chlorellales; Chlorellaceae
Exons: 10
Coding region: 1-2340 (779 amino acids)
Molecular function (GO): protein binding
Source: RefSeq, a predicted model, not a curated record